UGAUCGCGUCGCUUUAGUGAACCACUUUAUUUACACAGUGGGUGAUUAACGGUGCCCGAUGGGUUUAUUGUGGUGCGGAGAGCUGGGUUUAAUCUGCUGCACCUUGUCGCUCCGGUAAGAAUAGACACGGAAGUGACAGCUGCGCAAUGAGGAGGAAAGAAUCAGUUCAUCUGCCGAUUUUAGAUGUAAAAUCACAGCAGCUUUCAUCUAUAAUUGUGAGAAUCUUUUGUGUAACAUGCAGGCCGCUUACAGACAGGCCUGUAUGUUCCCGCUGAACAGGUGCUGCAGAACAGUUCUGGUUCAAGCUGCAGGCCUCACUUAACGUGACUUUUUACAGCAGCUGAAAGAAAGAAUCCACUGAGGAUUUCACAAAGUGUUCAACAUAUUGUAUGGGCAGCAUUGUCAGUCACCUGACAGGGAGGUGGUUUGUUGUUUUUACAAUGUUGUUUAGGGUUAAAGUCCUGUGAAUGAUACCACUAGCAUUGUUACUGCAGGGAUCAGUUUUUUUUUUGUCCUUCCCCCAUUAUUGAAGAAAAACCAGACCCAUUCAGAGCUCUGGUGUGAUUUUGACAGAGGGACAUUCCUGCAGAGUCUCCACAGGCGUGAGGGGCCUCCGUUUGGGGACUGGCCUCUUUUAACAAUACCCCCCUCUCCCCCACUUUUUUAUUUUUUUAUUUUAUCACAAGCAUGGCCUCUUUUGGCUCCUAACACAUCCUUCACUUCAAUCAUUUUUUCCUCUUCCUGGGUCUUGCUGAACUAUUCAUGACACCUGAACAUUUUCAUAUUUGGUAAGGUUACAAAACUUAAUGUAUUGUACUUAGAUUUUAUGUAGUGAAUCAUUAUGGAGUGGAAGUAAACAUGGUGUCCAAAAGUGUUACAUGUAUUUUAAUGCAAUCUCAAAUGUUUUGGAGCCUCUACUUGUUUCCCGUGUUUAGCUCCUUUUCCCCGUCAACUCUGAAAGAAACCAUCCCCACAGCAUGAUGCUGCCACCACCAUGUUUUAUGACGGGGAUGUUGUAUUCAGGCUGAUGUGCAGUAUUAGCUUACUGCCAAAGAGCCAAAAAGUCUAGUUUUUGUCUUGUGUGAACAGAGCUACAUCUUCCACAUGACUGCUCUGUUUCCUGAUCCUCUUUCAUUUAAACAUUAUAUAUUAUUUUUUUGGUUGGUUUAUCACUUAAAAUCUCAAUAAAAUUCACUCUUUGUCAGUGAUUUGAUGUGAAUACUUGCGUAAAGAACCUCCCAACAGGUAUUUUUUGCACAGACUCUGCUCAUCAGGAUUCAUGUCAGGUAGAGCAGAGAUGCGCUAUUGUUCAAGUUUCUCUUAGCACAGGUCCAGAAAGCAACACAGCCAAAUCUUUGCAUUGAUUAUGUUAGGCUUUUGUAACUUGUGGGGAAACUUUAGUGUGAAAGAAGAUCUUUCAAGUUAAAAUAGUGAAUAUAUUUGGUCAUUUGAUUAAUUUCCAGCUCUAAAUCAAUGCUUAACCAUUUCUCUCUGUUCCCUUCCUUCCCAGUCCCUUUCAGCCUGUCCAUAAAGAAAAGUAUGUAUCCGGUUGGUGGGAUAUCUGCAAGCAUAUACGCCAACAGGCUCCGGUCAGAGGGCAUGGGUUCCAAUGAGCAGGCCGUGCACUUUGCCAGCCAGGACUACGAGGCUCUGAAGCAGGAGUGUGUGGAGGCGGGCUGCCUGUUUGAGGACCCCUGCUUCCCCGCUGAGCCCCCAUCUCUGGGCUUCAAAGAGCUUGCACCCAAUUCAUCUAAAACCAGAGAUGUGGAGUGGAUGAGACCCACGGAGCUGACAGGUGACCCUCAGUUUAUUGUGGGCGGAGCCACCAGAACAGACAUCUGUCAGGGUGCUCUUGGCGACUGCUGGCUCUUAGCGGCCAUUGCCUCUCUGACCCUGAAUGAGAGGCUCCUUCAUCGGGUUGUUCCACACGGCCAGUCCUUCCAAGACGACUACGCUGGAAUCUUCCACUUCCAGUUCUGGCAGUUCGGCGAGUGGGUAGACAUUGUGAUUGACGAUCGAUUGCCUGUCAAAGACGGAGAGCUCAUGUUUGUCCAUUCAGCUGAGGGCAAUGAAUUUUGGAGUGCACUCCUAGAGAAAGCUUAUGCCAAGCUAAAUGGCUCUUAUGAGGCUCUCUCUGGAGGAAGCACCACCGAGGGCUUUGAGGACUUCACAGGGGGGGUGUCUGAGAUGUACGAGCUGCGUAAGGCUCCCAAAGAUCUCUACAGGAUAAUCGGUAAAGCCUUGGAGAGGGGCUCCCUGCUGGGCUGCUCUAUUGACAUAACCAGUGCCUUCGACAUGGAGGCUGUGACCUUCAAGAAGCUUGUGAAGGGCCACGCCUACUCCGUCACCGCAUUGAAGGAGGUCGAUUACGCUGGCAACACGGUGCGCCUUAUCCGAAUACGUAACCCCUGGGGCCAGGUGGAGUGGACUGGAGCCUGGAGUGACAAUUCCAGUGAAUGGGAUGAAAUCGACCCAUCUGAAAGGGAAGACCUGCAUCUUAGCAUGGAAGAUGGAGAGUUUUGGAUGUCCUUCAGUGAUUUUUUGAGGCAGUUUUCCCGGCUGGAAAUCUGCAACUUGACUCCAGACGUCCUGAGUGAGGACAGCCUCAGUCACUGGAACACCAUGAAGUUCUACGGCACUUGGAGGAGAGGCAGCACUGCCGGGGGCUGCAGGAACCAUCCCAACACAUUUUGGAUAAAUCCUCAGUAUAAGAUCACGUUGCUGGAGGAGGAUGAUGACCCAGAGGAUGAUGAAGUUGCGUGCAGUUUCCUUGUAGCCCUCAUGCAGAAGGACCGGCGCAGAUACCGACGCCAUGGUCAGGACAUGCACACCAUCGGCUUUGCUGUCUAUGAGAUUCCAGAGGAGUACAGAGGCUGCCAGAAUGUCCAUUUGAAGAAAAAUUUCUUCUUGAGUAAUUCAUCGUGCGCUCGAUCUGAGACCUUCAUCAACCUCCGUGAGGUGAGCACUCGGCUGCGGCUGCCACCCGGGGAGUACCUCAUCGUGCCCUCCACUUUCGAGCCUGGCAAAGAGGCCGACUUUGUCCUCAGAGUUUUCACCGAAAAGCAAUCAGAGACAGAGGAACUGGAUGAUGAAAUAUCUGCUGAUUUUGGAGAAGAGGAGGAAACAACGGAAGAUGAUAUUGAUGAUUCGUUUAAGUCCAUGUUUGCCCAGCUAGCAGGAGAGGACAUGGAAAUCUCUAUUCGUGAGCUCAGGACAAUUCUCAACAGAGUGGUCACCCGACACAAAGAUCUAAAGACUGACGGCUUCAGCAUAGAGUCAUGCAGAACCAUGGUCAACCUGAUGGAUAAAGAUGGCAGCGCUCGCCUGGGACUGGUAGAAUUUCAGAUCCUGUGGAACAAAAUCCGGAAGUGGCUGGUCACUUUCAGAGAGUUUGAUCUUGACAAGUCAGGAGCCAUGAGCUCAUACGAGAUGCGACUCGCUGUGGAAGCAGCAGGCUUUAAACUGAAUAAUCGGUUGCACCAGAUUCUGGUGGCGCGGUAUGCAGAGAAUGAACUGAUUGACUUUGAUAACUUCAUCUGCUGCUUGGUCAAGCUUGAAGCCAUGUUCAGAUCUUUCCAGCAGCUGGACAAGGAGGGAUCAGGAGUUGCUGAGAUAAAUCUCACAGAGUGGCUUUAUCUGACCAUGUGUGGAUGAGGAGCCCUAUAGUUUCAAGAGAAGCUGCAAAAAUAUAGUGCCUGCUGUUCUGAGAACCCCUCAGGCUGUGAAACACCCCACCUCAGUGCAGACACAACCUAACAUAGGAGCUUUAUAGGAAAGUGCAGGUGCAUUAAAGCCACAUGUGUCCUAAUUAUAUUUUUGAAGAUAUGCAAUACCACAGCGAGAAAAAAAAAAAAGUCAUGUAAAUCAGUCAUCUCCAGUCCUAGAAAUGGCAGCAUGUGCCUUUGCAUGAUACACCAGCUGGAAUCUGCAUCAUAAUUUGAUAUUUUUAUUUACUAAGUUUAUUUUAAUAUUAUUACUGUCAAGUUAUGUCCUAAUUUUGUCAUUUAUUACUUACUAAAAGCUGCCCCACCAUAUUUUUCCUGUCAAUAUAAUUUUUAUUUAUUUUUAAAUCAAAAAUAAUCACCUCAGAAUUUCAUCUGUAGCUCCUAACUCCCACCUCCAGGUGGCAGUAGAGUCCUAGCUGGUGCCAACUUUUCACUUUUAUGUUAAGCUAGUUCAGUAUUGAAGUUGAAGAAACUUGUUUUGCACUGAAAUUUCAGCUGAAGGAAGCCACCAGUGAUGUUGUCUCACACUAAUCACAUUUACUGUAUGUGACAUUAACAUUUUUUAUGUAAGUGUUGCCUUGUUAACAGCAAUUUUAUGUGCCAUUUUGUCAUGUUUUGUGAAUGUAUGUUGUGCCUUCAAUAAAUAUUUACCCCAAAAUGG
Messenger RNA from Poecilia reticulata (guppy), 4386 nucleotides. RefSeq names its product calpain 1, (mu/I) large subunit a (gene capn1a). Gene Ontology annotation, cellular component: cytoplasm. Gene Ontology annotation, biological process: proteolysis. The record is from RefSeq and is a predicted model, not a curated record. Gene Ontology annotation, molecular function: calcium ion binding; calcium-dependent cysteine-type endopeptidase activity. Lineage: Eukaryota; Metazoa; Chordata; Actinopteri; Cyprinodontiformes; Poeciliidae.